CGCGAGGAACGGAGACGGGGAGGAGUGCGAGCAGCAGACACUUGACGGCCCCUGCCUGCGUCGUCGUGACACACAGCUGAUCAGUCGGCUCCGCGACGCGUGUGAGUGAUCUGCGCGUGUCAACGGGAUGACAGAAACGCUUUGACACGGUGAGCGUGUGGUUUAUGUGCGCGUACUGGUGUUGCUCCGCAUUCUCUAUGCGCCUGGACAACAACGUGGACGACGGCGACGAGGAGGAGGAGGACGACGACGACGACGACGACGACGACGACGACGAGGAGGAGGAAGAGGAGGAGAAGAAGAAGAAAGAAGAGGAGGACGAGAAGGAGGUAGCUGGCAAUCACGGUCGGAGGAGAUUUUACCCGCGAGGAGGAGAUUGUCCGUGACGAGGGCGGAGGAAGAACAACGACAGUCGGGUCGAUCGACGACGCGCCGCCGACGGGGGCUGUGACUGUGGGGAAACAGACGGUUUCUGCGGAAAAACAACGAGAAAGCGGAGAAACACCGUGGCGACAAUUUUACGAAGCGAACGACCUGUGUGAGAAAAAAUCCUUGCACACGGAGAGGUGUAACAUUGACGUCGCUCAUCCCCGUCGCUAUAGUUGCGAUGUUUCUAUAGCCCUGUCCACAUCGCCGUGAAUAGUCAUUUGGGAGCGUGCGCGCGCGUGAGCGAGCGAGCAAGCGAGAAGUGAUAAACACACAGCGAGCGCGCACCUCGGAAGAAGGACAGAGAUUGACAUCCGGAAAGGAUAGGAAAAACAACACAGCAAGAAAGGAAGGAAAUCGACGGCAUCGCCCUUCACUUUGUCUCUCUCUUUAUCUCUGAUUUCUUCUUUCUUUGUAUUUUGCAUUUACCCGUUGUUACUCCUUUUUUUUUUUAUCAUCUCGUUGUACACGCAUAUAUAUACAUAGAUUAAAUAUAGAUAUACAUAGUACAUACAAAUUAUUCUGCUCCGUGACACACACGGUCCCUAGACGCACUUGUUUUAUCUUAUCCAAUCGUGUGUGCGUGUGUAUACAUCGUUCGGUGUGCGUGAUAAACGCUCGCGAAUAAAGAUCGAUGACGAUGCAACGGGUUCAAGAUCAGGACAAUGGUAUCAACAUCAAAUUCGGCCCGGGGAAACACCGGAAGGGCGACUACACGCUGGUGUCGCAGAAUUCCGACAACAAAGAUCGCAUCAAUGGGACCAAUAAGACAGAUGGGCUGCUUUUGGAUAAAAAAAACGAGAAAACUGAAGAGAAAAAGAAAGCAGAUCAGGACUUGGUACCACCGGACGGAGGCUGGGGAUGGUUGGUACUCCUAGCCUCCGUCAUGGUGAAUCUUCUCAUCCCGGGCACCAUCAAAUCCUUCGGAGUGUUGUUCGUUGAAUUUCUCAGUGUGUUCGACGCGACACCGGCUGCAGCUGCGUGGAUACCGUCGCUGUGUUACUUCCUGUACAGCUCACUAGGCCCACUCUCUAGUAUACUCUCCGUCAAGUAUUCUUAUCGCACGGUAACAUUAAUAGGAGGAACAUUUGCUGCGGCAGGGAUGAUGCUGAGCUAUUUCGCGGACUCUGUGGCCUUUCUAUGCGUUAGUUAUGGCGUACUGGUAGGUACCGGGGCGGGAUUAGCAUUUCCCCCGACUGUAUAUAUUGUAACAUCGUAUUUUGUACGGCUACGAGGACUCGCCAACGGGCUCUGCAUAUCCGGCAGCGCGUUAGGCUCAAUAUUUCUUCCGCCUAUUCUGGGCUUUCUUCUGCGGGAAUACGGUUACAGAGGCGCGGUAUUGAUAAUGGGAGCUGUCACGCUAAACGUUUGGGCGAGCGCGCUUCUGUAUCACCCGGUGGAGUGGCACAUGAUACCAGCUCGAGUCCCGGACGAGACAGACGAGCGCGAUAACAACGAGACCGUAUCUGUCACCGUCACCAGCAGUCCCGAACAACCGAUCGAGAAGAGCAACAACCAGCUGGCGUUGUCAAUGGACUCGACGAGCGAGAAAGCCGCGCCGAUCGUGCCAAAAAGCGCGUCGAGCGUCGCGCUCGAAUACUACAAGAACACGCCCCCGGUGCAGGGCCGCACGCGUAAGAUCAGCAUGCCGGUCGGGCGCGAGAUCAGCGGCCAGAUGCACAGCACGCCGACAUUGCAUGCCGUGCCGGAACACGGCAAGUACUCGCGUACGGCAAAAUCACCGCUCCAGUCGCCCAGCGCGUCGUCCUUCAACUACGUGAGCACUCCGUAUCACGGUAGCACGCUAUCGGUGCUGCAUCCGGAGCGCGCGUCCACGCUCACGCUGAACGCCAUCUCCAGCACGUUCGUCAAGAAGUCAAACGUGUCGGAACAGAAACAGCGUGAGGUCGAAGAGAAGAAUCAGGAAAACAAAUUCUUUGACUUCAGUCUGCUCAAGGAUCCCGUCUACCUCGUUAUUCUCAUUUCCAACUCCACCAACGCCGUCAGCUACACCAACUUCGUCAUCCUGCUGCCGGCCUACGCCAUCUCCCUGGGUUUCGACAACUGGGACGCGUCCCUGUUGCUGUCGAUCGUCUCAAUGCUCGAUCUGGUGGGUCGUAUCGGCGGGGCCACCUUGUCCGACAUCAAAUUCAUGCCCAAACACUGGUACUUUGUCGGUGGCUUGCUUGCUUCCGGAAUCUCUCUGGCCAUAUUGCCCACUUCUAACGCGUACACCAUGCUGUCCGUCUAUUGCGCAUUCUUUGGUCUCGCGUCAGGCAUCUACGUAGGCAUCACCGCUGUGAUCAUGGCCGACAUGCUGGGCACGGAGAAGCUGACCUCGUCCUACGGUAUCUCGUUGUUCGUCAACGGAGUCAUCCAGCUGGUAGGGCCGCCAAUUUGCGGCAUAAUAUUCGGACAUAUCGGUAGCUACGGGCCGAUUUUCAGUAUACUCGGAAUUAUUCUUGUGUUCGGCGCGUCCCUCUGGGGUCUCAUGCCGUUCAUUCGAAGAAGGCAGAAGUUGGAAACGUCCGCCAGAAUAGACAAAGUAUAGUAGAUCAAUUAAACGAAAUACACAAAAUUGAGAAAGUCUGUCCAUUAAUAAUAUCGCGAUGUAUAUUUCUCGUAGUUUCACAUUGAAACGCUUUUUUUAAUGAUCUUUUGGUGUGAAACUACAAAAAGGAUCAAACCGAAGACGAGUGGUCGAGCAACGCAUCGACACUUCGCAAAGGCACACAUGAGCUUAAUUGCAUUCGGCCGUCUUGGUGGUACGGCCGUGCGAACGGAGCGUGAAUGCGCGUGUGUGUAUGUGUGUGAGAGGUAGCAAGAACGUAUUCGAACAUUAAACUCUAAUAUUAGCGCGAGUGUGUUAAAAUUUUCAAGCUACGCCGAGUUUUCGGGUUUAUAGCAAAAGUUGGAGCGAAAUAAAAACUUUCGUUUUAAAAAAAUGAACAAACUCGCGCAAAAUUCGGUGACUUCACACAAAGUGUAUCUACUUAUGUCUAUGCUUAAUCAUCGAAUAAUUAUUAACUCUUAUAACGAUUUUAGUAAUUAUAGUAAUUACAAUAUAUUAAAGUGUUCGGUAAGCAGAGCGAUAAAUGUGGAGAAAUCGCACCGCAUCAAAUUUCAACAAGAAAAAAAAAAGAAAAAGAAAAAAAAACACGCGCCGCGUGUGUCAGAGUGAGAUUUUAUUCGAUUAACUUACAAUAACUUUUUCUUUCACUACGUAAGACGGAAUCUUGCAUUUUUAUAGCUUGAAGACGAUUGUAUAAACUAUAAAUCUAUUCUUUUUUUUUUAUAGUUUUAAACAAAGAGAAAUUUUGAAAACAAGAUCUAAGAUAUAAAAACCGAUGCAUUUAAAAGAGUUGUUUGUGUACUUAGUGUGUUAUAAAUACAAAGUACUUAGAGCGUGGAAUACUUAAUAUGUAUAAUAUAAAGCCGCGAGAGAAGAGCGUGAUAAUUGAAGUUCCUUCUACGGCUAUGCAUUUAGAAAUAAAAAGCGAAAUGAGAGAUUACUUUUGUCUUUGAUUUCUCUGACAAUCGCACAAAAAACUGUAAAAAAAUUUUUAUUUAUGUUUUAACUAAAAAUCUUCUAAACUAUUCUCUACUUUGUGUUAGGUGAUGCUGGAUUCUGAUUUGAUCACAUUUAUCGCUACGUAUACGUCAUUGUAACUAACGACGAAGAUGCGGCACAAUGCAACUUCUUGCAAAUGUAGUCUAUUAAAAUGCAUUAUUACUCAAUUAAGAAAAAACGAUUUUCGAGAAAAGUAUUUUGGAGAAAUGCACAAAUGCCUUCUCAAAGAUAUUGGGUUGUGUUCGGAUGAUCCGUAGCGUUUUUCAAAUACCAGUUGCCAUUAUCGUAGAUAGAAAGAAUAACAAAUCAAGAAAUACAAGUUAAAGAAAUUUAAACUGUAAAUCUUUAAAUUUUUUUAAUUUCAGUAAAAAAAAAACGCUACGUACGCUCCGAACAACUCGAUAAAAAAAAAGAUCUCUUGCCUUAUAUACUAUUCGAAAAAAAAAAUCACUUACUCUCUUCGUGAAAGUAAAACUUUUCUAUCGGCAUAAAAAAAAAACAUCCACUUCUUCUCGAGUACUUAGUAGGGAAAGAAAACAGCGAGCUGAAAUCGCACCGGAACAAAACUGCGAUGACAAUUUAGCACACCUUAAAUUUUAGUUUUACUGAAUUAUUUAUAAAAUAAUUUGCCAUGGACUACACACAGGCAUUUGUUUCUAAAGACUCAAUCGCGCAUAUUAUCUUUAAACGCAAUUUUUAAUAUUAGACCAAUUCAGAAGCGAGUUUUAUUCGCAAAAACCGUAUCAAAUAUCAUACGGAAAUAAAGAAGCGCUUUCCUUUAGAGGCUGCCCUUUUCUCUCUGUUAUAAGAGCCAACACUUAUAAUCAAUAUUUAUUUACCAAACGUAUGAAAGAGAGACUUAGCGAUAAGAGCAUAGGUGCAAAAAAAUAUAGUCAAAUUGUUUGAACGUCAAUAUUCAACACUGUUCUGUGUCAAAAACGGCGUUAAUGCCGUUUUUUGGCGCGCACGCGGAAAGAGUUUUCAAGUCGAGUUUUCAUUUUUCAAAAACUCUUUCGAAAUCCGCCGGAAAUAAUGCCUUAUCAGUAGACCAUAAGCAGUUUAUAAGAGUAAUAUAUACAUAUAUAUAUACAUAUAUAUAUAUGUUAUGUUUAUAACUCUAUACACAAAAAAUACACAUAAAAUAAAAAAAAAGGAAGUACUUCAGAAUAAGUCUAAAGACGUAUUUCUAUGAAGCCUUUUUCACACACACACAUAUAUAUAUAUAUAUAGAGCUGAAUAUUUAAAAUUUCUUCUCUUUUUCUUUGUGUAGCAUGUAACUUGUACAAUAUAUAUUUGUGUUUCUUGUUUGUAUAGUACAAAUAUAAUCAUUUAUAAACAAAAAAUGAUAAAACAACAGAAAAAAGCCACUCACAACUACUUUUAACACGCAGUCAAUAAUAAAUAAGAAUAUAAUUCUAGGUUUUGUAAGUUAGACGUUUUAAAAUAAAGAAGUAUAUACAAUA
Molecule: messenger RNA, 5460 nt
Organism: Pseudomyrmex gracilis
Lineage: Eukaryota; Metazoa; Arthropoda; Insecta; Hymenoptera; Formicidae
Gene: hrm
Product: monocarboxylate transporter 12
Exons: 5
Coding region: 1061-2977 (638 amino acids)
Biological process (GO): transmembrane transport; monocarboxylic acid transport
Molecular function (GO): monocarboxylic acid transmembrane transporter activity
Source: RefSeq, a predicted model, not a curated record